AGGCAAUUCUCGUUACCUCCAAGCCACAGGCUAACCAAAGUCAAACACGUAACUAUGUUGCUCUUAGGCAUUUUUAAUGUCCUUGUGCUGGCCUUCACUACGUUUGUGGGUUCACCUAGCUUAUAUCCCUGUGUAUCUUACGAUGACUGAUUACUGUUCUUCAAUAAGGUCAUGAGCAACCCACUUGGUCAGAUUUCGUUGACAGAUGCUGCCGAGAACGAUGAUUUGACCUGCUCGUCCAUAAAGAAAUCCUAUCAAAGAGGCGUUGUGGAUAUUGUAAGUGUAUUGACAUGAUAACAUAUCACAAUAUACAAACAAGUCCAACUAAAGGAAGCAGCGAGCAUAUUUCUGUUGCCCAGUCCCUGGUCAUAGCUGGGUUGAAGGCAAUGAGGAGGAUAUCAGAGGAAUCGUUGCCACCUACAGGUACAAAUCCGCGCAAGGAGUUCAUUACCCACCAACUGGACCUGGUUUGAAACAUGACUGUAUGCCAGUCGCUUGUCGAGGAAAAAGUGAAAUUUGGGUGUCCAAUGAGGUAUCUUCCUUCCAGAAAUUUACCAAAUUAGGAACGAAACUGAUUAAAUGUUUCCCUGGAUCCUGUUCCUAGAUACUACGAUGCCGGAACCAUUGCAGAUUAUGUGGAAGCGCAACUUGACUUGUGUAAAAAUGUUACGGGAGCACCGCCUGAAUGUGGCCAGAUCUUUCGAAAGGGCGACGGCAUGAAUAUUUAUAUCCAAGGGUCAUGUGAGUAAGGUCGGAUUCUGGUCGUUGUUUUUGAUAAAGGAUUGCAGCCAAAUUAACGUGCUGGGUCAUGUUUCAUACCGGACGGUUUGGAUAACUUUGGACCACUUUAAUUCCGGAUACAAGUAAA
Molecule: messenger RNA, 868 nt
Organism: Hymenoscyphus albidus
Lineage: Eukaryota; Fungi; Ascomycota; Leotiomycetes; Helotiales; Helotiaceae
Source: the annotation of a GenBank genome assembly